Molecule: messenger RNA, 1349 nt
Organism: Dendrobium catenatum
Lineage: Eukaryota; Viridiplantae; Streptophyta; Magnoliopsida; Asparagales; Orchidaceae
Product: dof zinc finger protein 4-like
Exons: 1
Coding region: 313-1128 (271 amino acids)
Biological process (GO): regulation of DNA-templated transcription
Molecular function (GO): DNA binding; DNA-binding transcription factor activity
Source: RefSeq, a predicted model, not a curated record
AAAACAUUCGCAUAAGGGCUGGCUACGGACAGGACAGUCAUAUCGGCAGCACGGCCGCAGCGAGACAUUUCUCAUUGAUACAUACAGAGAUAUUUCGCAGAAGAGAGAGAGAGAGAGAGAGAGAGAGAGAGAGAGAGAGAUUGUGUGUGUGCGCGGGCGAGAUAGAGUGCGAGAGGAGAGAAAAAGAGAGAGUGAUAUUGUGUGUGCGAUCAAGAUAGACUGAGUUAGAGAGAGAUAGAGAGGGCUAUUUUGCCGCCGGCGGAGAGUAACUUCGCCGGAUUUCCGACCUUCCUCGAAGUACAGCAGAGAGGAAUGCAGGAUUUUCAAUCAAUCACGGGGCAGAGUACCGGUAGGAUCUUCGGUGGGGUUACUGACGGAACAGGCGGCGGAUGGGAUAACCGGCGGCUUAGAGCCUAUCCAUCCGCCACGAUGGCGCCGUCUCCCCUCCAUCCACCGCCCCCAUUGAAAUGCCCAAGGUGUGAAUCACAGAACACCAAAUUCUGCUAUUACAACAACUACAAUCUGUCCCAGCCCCGCCACUUCUGCAAGUCUUGUCGCCGUUACUGGACAAAAGGCGGCGUUUUACGCAACGUGCCGGUCGGCGGCGGCUGCCGCAAGCCCAAACGCUCCUCUAAUUCCAAAUCCCGUCGAUCCUCUGCUAGCCGUUCCAGCAGUGACAGUUCCGGCCGAAAUCCUGCCGACGCCUCCGCCGCCCUUCCCGAUUCUGUAAUUUUCCCCAAUUCCUCUUCCUCCAACCCCAAUCCCCCUAACCCUAGCUUCGAUCAACCCUUCGCGGCCGCGCCAGACCGAGCGGCGGAAAUAUUUCCCGAUGGGGCGGGAACCAGCUUCUCGAACCUCAUGGCGGUUACAUCCAGUCAAUCGAUUCAUGGAUUCAACUUCGUCAAUCCACCGCUGCUCCGCCAUCCAGAUCCUCAUCAAAAGCUAGAGGAUAUCACGUCGCAGGAUAUAAUCCAUCAGGUGGUUCCAGGUCGGGCGAACAAUAGCGCCAUCGACUGGCCGCCGGCGAUGGAUACAAGCCUCUACGACCUCGCCGGCGCCACCGAUCCGACAGCUUAUUGGAGCCAAAAUCACUGGGUCGACGGUGAUCCCUCGCUCUAUCUUCCCUGAUUUUAAUCUGACAGCAACACCAAAAUCUGUAUUAAUUUUGUGGGCAAAUAAUAUCUUCUUAAUAUUUUUGUUUUUUUGUUUCUCCUUCUCUUUCGAUCUACCGCGUGGUUUUCCAGAAAAAAAAAAAAUGUAAGAAAUUUGUCCAUAGAUAUCUACAGCUUGAGUUCUGACCUCUUAUUGAAAUUCCUCUACUUUAAUAUAUAAUUCCUUAUUGAUAUGUA